Sparassis crispa is the source of this 1497-nucleotide messenger RNA. RefSeq names its product acid protease. The record is from RefSeq and is a predicted model, not a curated record. NCBI's taxonomy places the organism in Eukaryota, Fungi, Basidiomycota, Agaricomycetes, Polyporales, Sparassidaceae. Gene Ontology annotation, biological process: proteolysis. Gene Ontology annotation, molecular function: aspartic-type endopeptidase activity. Bases 1 to 1497 code for a protein of 498 amino acids. The transcript is spliced from 7 exons.
AUGCUUCUACUUUCCCCUCUCAUUUCUGUGCCGGCUCAGAUCGUGGGUGCGCUGCACGGCUCUCCGCGCGAACUUGGAACAAGAGAGACGACUGUCGGCUCAUCGAAUGUAACGAAUGUAUCCAACCAAGAUUACUAUAUCAACGUCACUCUUGGAGGGAUACCGUUUGAGGUGCUAAUAGAUACAGGAAGUUCAGAUUUGUCGGUGUCGGGAUCCGUACCAAAUGCUCAUGAUACGGGGAAGAUAGGCGACGUCUCGUACGUAGUGGGAGGUGCCAAGGGUCCUGUGCAAACUACAGAACUGGAAUUACUUGGAUAUUUGGUGCCUGACCAAGCUUUCAUCAAUCAACUUGCAUCUAACAUGUCUCUUAUGGGGAGUGGUGUCAUUGGUCUCGGACCGCCUUCCGGGUCUGUGGUGCUGUCGACCCUAGGCAGCUCAACUGGGAAGCCAGCCCUGGAGCAGAUCUUCGAGCAAAACAAGACCACACCCAACUACCUUACGGUCCUGUUAGGGCGUACCGACGACCAAGGCGGAGAUUCGAUGGGAUACCUGACCAUCGGCGAGACGCUUCCGCAGUAUUCAAACAUUACUUCACAGCCCAAACUGGCUAUAACAACUGUACCAAGCAGCGACAAUGGAAAUCAAUACUGGCAGACGCUGCUCGAUGCCGAUGGUGUCAUCGGUCCUACUGGAGAAUCUGUGAAGAUCCAGAGCGCAGUGUCGAGCACCUCUAACAAAGAGCAGUUAACAGUUGUCUUUAUUACUGGCUACAGUUUGCCCCAGGUUCCGGCUGCUAUUGCGGAGGCGUUCUACGGCAGUGUUCCCGGUGCAUCGCUUAUCACAGAUCCGACAGUCAACGGGAAGAUAUGGCGCGUUCCUUGUGAAUAUGAGGUCAACGUUACAUUCAAAUUCGCCGGUCUCAGCUAUCGUGUCAACCCGCUGGAUACUGUGGUCACCGCCAACGCGAUCGAUGAUAAUGGCGAGAAAAUCUGCUAUGGCGCGUUUCAACCCAGUUGUGCACAAACCCAGGAGUAUGACAUCAUUUUUGGCAUCGCAUUUUUGCGGAAUGUCUACAUGCUGAUCAACUUCGGUGACUAUGUGGACGGUUCAACCACCAAUCGCGCAGCACCGUACAUCCAGCUACUCUCCACGUCCAGCGACACUGCGCAGAUGCACGACGAUUACGUUUCACUUCGUGGUGCGCUGUUCUGGAGACCUACACCUCUACCACCGAAUUAUUCGUCAGGGACUCCUUGGGUGCAGCGCCACCUCCUACUUAUCAUCUCUCUGAGCGUAGUCAUCAGCCUGACCCUAAUUGGUACCACUGUCGUGUGCUUAGCGAAGAGACGGGGAUCUAAAACAAUGGGCGCUCCCAUGCGUUCCAUGUUAAUCGACCAGAAGUACCAAACCCUGGACAAAUAUGUCCCGGAACAGGAGGACAUUCUACCCCUCUUGGACCCGGAGAGUAUGCCCCAGGCGUGGGACUCUCCCCGUUAA